Messenger RNA from Mugil cephalus (flathead mullet), 4711 nucleotides. It is a transcript of the gene foxn2a, whose product is annotated as forkhead box N2a. The coding region runs from base 189 to 1421 and encodes 410 amino acids. Gene Ontology annotation, molecular function: DNA-binding transcription factor activity; cis-regulatory region sequence-specific DNA binding. The record is from RefSeq and is a predicted model, not a curated record. Gene Ontology annotation, cellular component: nucleus. Lineage: Eukaryota; Metazoa; Chordata; Actinopteri; Mugiliformes; Mugilidae. The transcript is spliced from 6 exons. Gene Ontology annotation, biological process: regulation of DNA-templated transcription.
CGGCGACGGCGAGGGGUUUGGUAGCGUUGCCGUGCGCCGUGUGAUCCGCGCGCUGCGUGUACGGAGGAAGCAGCUGCUGAUCUGAUCUCUGACAUUGUGUGAGACAGACAUCUGAAUAAACUGCGCGCAGACGUGUCUUUAAACAUACCGGACCGAGGCACGCCGUGCAUGAUUACCUCUUUGAUUUAAUGGGUCCAAUCAUUGGGAUGUCGCCAGAUAAGAAAACGGAAAUUCCGGGUAUGCAAGAGGAGCGGACGGGGCUCAGAGGCGUCUGCGGCGUGGGGACGUUGCCGGAGGCGGAGUGCGCGUCCAGUCCGCUGGCGACCAGCGUGGACCGCGCCGGGGGGAACGAGGACGAGGAGCUCACAAACCUCAACUGGCUCCACGAGAACCUGCUUCAGAACUUCACCCUCGGGGGUCCCGAAGCCCAGCCGAGCGGCAGCCCCCUCUUCGACAUCGAGGGGGACUACGGGUCCAACCAGGGCCCGUCCUCGUCCUCCUCCUCUUCGUCACACGGCAGGGGCAGGGAGCGGGACUCGAUGAAGUCUAAGCCCCCGUUCUCAUUCUCCCUGCUCAUCUACAUGGCCAUAGAGCAGUCUCCCAGCAAGUCCUUGCCCGUUAAAGAAAUCUAUGGCUGGAUUCUCGAGCACUUCCCCUAUUUCUCCAACGCUCCCACCGGAUGGAAGAACUCAGUUCGCCACAACUUGUCCCUGAACAAAUGCUUCCGCAAGGUCGAAAGGAGUUUGGGAAAGGCCAGUGGAAAAGGUUCCCUCUGGUGCGUUGACCCCGAGUAUCGCCCCAACCUAAUCCAAGCCCUUAAGAAGCAACACUUCCCAACCGCACAUGCCUUCUGCACACCACCCGCCUCCCCGCCCAGUGCCUCCUCACCCCCUCGCCAUCUCUUUCUACAAGGUUGCUCAUUCAAAGAGUCUGACAUUGAUGCUGCCACUGCCAUGAUGCUCUUAAACUCUGCCCCUGGGCACCACGUUGACCCAUGCAACUCUGACAGCCCGCUGGACCUCUCCCGGCCCGACUCUGUCCUGGUGAGCAGCGACCCGAAGCAGGACCACAACUACAGCAGCGUGGCCCUGCAGCGCUGCUCCUCCCGCUCCUCCUCCUCGUCCCUCUCCUCCCUGGACGAAGGGGGCUGCGACCGCAGCCAGUCCCGCCGAGCCGGCAGCGAGGGUUUCCACAGCGACGAGGACUCGGACCUCUGGGACGAGAGGGGCGUCCACCAGACGUCUCGGCGCCCGCCCGCCAUCAAGUGGCCCGCCGGCAAGAGGGCGCGGCGCGAGGUCAAGCCCGAGCUGGACGAGGAGCUGAAGGAAGCGGCGGGCUCCUUGCUGCACCUCGCCGGUAUACGCAGCUGCACGGAGGGCUCCAAACGCACUGUCAAGAGCACAAAACUUAACAGGAAAUGAAGUUUUCUUUUGCCCCCGAAAGACUCCGAACCCUGUGAACCCUAAACCUCUGACCCCUGAUCGUGUGUCCCAGUGUGCCUCCUUCUCCUUAUCUGAUCGUUCAUUGGCCAUUUUGAGCCUUUUUUUUUGUUUGGGAGUAUCUCUGUCCAACAAAACAAAUGGCAAUAGUAUCGUUCACACAGGAGAACAAAGCCAUAUAGAGUAAACUCGGGGGGUAACUGCUGGGGGUGGGUGUUUGGGCUAUGGAGUAACCAUCAAGAUACCUAUCCAAAAUGACCUGCCUGCUUCUGUUGGAUUAGAAGAUUGUGAUUCAAGAAUUUUUCUCUGAAAGACAAAAAUGGAAAAAAAAGCUGAAGGUUUUAUAAACUCAAAGCGUUGCAUGCUUCCUCCUCAAACCUGUAUCCUCUUCCAAGUGAAUCUAUUUAUGAAGCGAAUGAGUGCAUGUUUGUAACAGACAAAAUCUAACCUCCUGGUGUUAUCAGUUUCUCCUCUUUUUUUGUGCUAAAGAAAAAAAAAAUGCCACUGUUUUGAAAAGAGUUCUUGCUCUGAGACUCCUCUUGUAAGAGAGAUGCAAUAAUUAAUCCACAACCUUAACUUUCUGACUUUUUUUUUUUUCUGUGUGUGUGUGUGUGUGUGUUCCAUGGUGGCAUUUUUCAGAGUCGAGUAUGCUAGUUCAACUUUACAAUUAAGAGAAUGAAUGGAGUAGUAUUACGAUCUUGUUACGUGAUAAACUUAUUACGCACGGGCUCCGGCCCUGUUUCAGGAUUAGCAAGAUGUGGAAACGGUAUUACUCUGCCACUGCCAAAUUUAGUUGCAAAGUUAGCUAUAGUACUUCGCUCAGUUUUCUGCGGCCAUUACAGUACAAGCUGUGUUCCUUUUUUUUUUUUUUUCUUUUAAUCGUUCCUCGUUUGCAAAUCCACCGCCUCCUCCUGUCGAUCCCUCUUCAUUCAUCAGCGCGUUUCUGACAUUAUCUGUGCAAACUGGAAACAUGUACUCACGUUCGGCGACAGCCUAUGCAAAGUGAACAUCUCCCGCGCGUUGCCAGAUGUUCACUGCGUGUUCAUAGGUUAUCCUGCGUAGAUUUUUAUUUUUUAUUUGUGCGUGUGUAUCAUAGUGCAUGUUGACUUCGGCCCUAACCUGAGAACGACGAAAAGAGAAACUCUUUUCCUUUAAACACGGCUCCAUUGAAUAUGAUGUAGCAACUGCUGCCCUCGCUGCGGUUGUGUUGUGGGACUGCAUGGUGCCCCGCCGGGUUAUUGUGAAGGUGAGGAGCAGAUUUGGGUUCGUUUCAUGCCACGUAGUUUGAAAAAAUUACUAAAUUGCAUACGUGACGUCUGGCUGGCUGAACCUGCGGCCAAGUAAACUCACGACUUGAAGAAAGGUGCGCCCGCUUGGGCUCAGAUAAUUCAGAGAACCGCGCCGUACUCGAGUGGAGGGAGCCGCUUUUAAAGUGCAGUCGCUCGCGGGAGCCGUCACGUCGAGCCAUCGGCUCUGGCUACUCGUGUUUCGUCCUUGCUCUUCCUCCUAGAACAAAAUAAGGAAGUGCACGCUCUCUUCUCAAGCUGCGAAACGGAGUGUUUAUUGUCAGUUGAUUGCACGCCGUUCGCUGAGGGGGAAGUUGCGAGCCACUUGUGUAGAAGGCCACAAUUUUCACUUGAGCUUUUUAAAAAAAAAAAAAAGAAAAAAGAAAAAAGGACGCGCUCGGGUCGGGCGCCGCGCGGGGACGAGCGAUCUGAAUAUUUCUUCUUCACUGUAAGACAUCACUGAUUGUGUCACCGUGACUGUUAGUGUAGCACGCAUGGUCAGUGCCAAACAUUUUCUCAUGCCACUUAUGUUAAACUGCGGACGACCCCACCCACCCCCACCCCACCCCACCCCCAACCUUUUGCCACCGCCACUAUAACGUAAUUAAGACUUUUUUUCUGAAUCAGGAAACGGGAGACGACUCUGGUCAGUGCAGUGACUUAGCAACUCCUUUGGUUUAUUUUUGUCUUUUGAGAGUGGGAGCUGUCCCUCACAGAGUAAGCUGCAGUUCUCAGAAGUGAAUACGUGCAUACACUGGUCUUGUUUAGCUGUGAAGAAAAAAAAAAAAAGAGAGAACAAAUUAUUGUUCAUUAAUCAUCACCUUAUUUAUGACUUUAAUUUAUGGGAUAUUUUGAAUGCAUACUCUAUCAGACGCUGGUCAUUUUGAAACUAAUGACUAGGCACCUUUAUUUUUCUCAUUCUGUGAACUCCUCUCAGUGAGGACUUUUUUUUUCCCUUGUUUAUUUUACAGCAAUACACUUUUAUUUCUCGUCUCGUUACACUGAUUAAGUAUUUUGCCAAUGUUUUGUUGUCUUUAGAGCGGGUGCUUUUUUUUUGUUUUGUUCUUUUUUUCCAAUUUAACCAUGACUGCCAGGUUUUCUUGAUGUUUUGUUUUUCUUUUUGUUAAAGCUGGAUAGAAGAGAGUAAAUUAACGUUGAUCCUGAACCUUAUUUUGUUGCCAAAACUGAUGUACAGCUGGGGUCUAGAAGAAUUUGAAUUGACGCAGUCCCCCGUGUACUGUAGAAGCUGAUUUAAUUAUUCUUUUUUUUUUUUUUUUUUACAAUUGUCACAUGUAUGUUUAGGUAUUAUGACUUAAGUAGUCGUAAAUUAAAGAUUAGGUCUCGAUCUCAUCACAGAUUAGAAUCUUUGAGAGUGAGAGGAAGAGGGGAAAAACACAAAAAGACUGCCACUCAUAACUCAUGCUUCCAGGUAUCGUUACGGGAUGUUUGACUAUCACUGUAAACUGGAUCAGACUGACUCAGUCCCCAGGCAGCUGCUGCGUGGUUUCAGACCUACAUUUGAGUAUAGGUGCAACUGCAGAGAAAUUAUGUAGAGACUUGAAGAGGAAAAAAAAAUCUCACUCGUUCUUUCUGAAGCACUUGCAAAAGAAAAAGCUAUGUUGGCUCUCAAAGUGAGCCGACGUGUGAAUGAGCUACCUUAACUUUUUUUUUGGGGGGGGAUAUCCUGGGACUUACACAACUCCGAAACCCAGUUGCUUCACUGCUCCACAGCUGUUAUUGAAUAUUAAUUAUGUGAUUCUGCCGUAGUUCCUAUGGGUAUGAUAACAUUUUUCUCGCAUUUGUCAAAGCUGCCAACCCAGUAUCAGUUUGUGUCUCUUGUCUGCCAUGUCUUUUGGACCGACACCUUUUUGGUUUUUGUAUGCUAACCUCUGUUGAUAAAAUGUUUAUAAGAUUUAUUUUCGCCAAAGAUAUGCAAUUGCAUUAUAUAUGGUAUUACAAAAUAUUAAUAAAAACCUGUUCUUGUUA